This is a messenger RNA of Prorocentrum cordatum, 2594 nucleotides long. Lineage: Eukaryota; Dinophyceae; Prorocentrales; Prorocentraceae. The record is from the annotation of a GenBank genome assembly.
AGGUGGAGCUGCAGCUCCGCGGCGCCCACGUGCUGGGCGCGACGCCGGCCCCGAAGCCCGUGCGGGUGGCCUCGGACAUCCUGCGCCCGGUGCGCAUGGACGCCGUGCUGCGCAACACGGGCGAGGGCCCGAUCGAGUUCCACACGACGUCCACGGCCGCGGGCGACGGGGACCCCGGAGGGCACGGCAGCGGCGGCCACAUGUCGCUGACGCGGGCGCAGCUGACGCUCAUCCUCGACGUGCUCGCCGAGAACAUCUGCUACGCCGGGCGCUCCGCCGCCCGCCGCCUGGCGGAGCAGGCGGAGGCGGCCUCCGGGCAGCCCCCCGGGAGCCCUGCCGCCCAGGCGCCGAGGCCGGAGCCUCCGCCGUCGCAGCCGGCCACGCCGAGGGCGGGUGCCGGCACGCCGCCGUCGACGCCGACGCAGCCGCGGCCGGCGGCGGCGUCGCCCGGCGCAGCGGCCGCCGCCUCGCCCGCGCCGCGGCCAGCGCCGCAGCCGACCGCGGCGGGCCUCAGCCCGCUGGCCCGCGGCGGGAGCUGCGGCAGCGCCAGCAGCGCGGGUGCGGCGGCCCCGAGGCCGCCGCCGCCGACUCCGGCGGGUGCUGCGCAGGGGGGUCAGCAGGGCGGUGACGGCGGCGGGCCGCCGGACAAGCCGCCAGGGCGGGGCUUCCGUUUCUCCUGGCGGUGGCCCGGGGAGCUGCUGUUCGACGUGGCCUUCACCGGCGCGACGCCCGUGGGGCGGCUGCGGAUGCGGUGCGGCUCCUUCUCGAUCGACACCUCCGCGGCGCUCUCGAGGUACACGGUGCGGUGCGCGGGGUUCGUGGUGGAGGACCUGCGCACGACCUCGCGCAACGCGACCAGGGCUCUGCUGCAGUGCGCGGAGCAGCCGGACCAGGAGCCGGGCUUCGAGGUGAGGGUGCGCAUACCCGCCGCGGAGGACAGCACGGCGAUCAUCGAGCUGGCCAAGCCGCAGAUGCACAUCCUGCCGCAGCUGGUGAUGGACCUGAUGACCGCGGGCAUCUCGGCAUGGCAGCACUGCACCUUCCGCAACGACCGCCCCAAGCAGGCGCAGCAGGCGCAGCAGGCGCAGCAGGCGCAGCAGGCGCAGCAGGCGCAGCAGGCGCAGCUGCAGCGGCAGCGCGAGGCCUUCGCCGCGGCCGCGCAGCAGACGCAGGCGCUGCCCGAGCAGGAGGCGCCAGGCCGGCCGCCCCGGGACGGCCCGGCCACGGGCAGGCAGCUGCGGGGCACGUGCGUCAAGGUGAGCUUCCUGGACGGUGCCUUCCGCAUCGCGGAAAAGUGGGGGGAGCCCGGCGAGCACUUCGAGUUCGCGGGCAGCCUCUUGCUGUCGUUCCUGCUGCACGCGGAGGGCAUCUCCUUCGAGCGCCUCGACCUCGAGGGUGGCGCCCUGCGGCUGCGCUCCACGGGUAAGGGGCCGACGACCUUGUGCCCCUCCCUGGAGUGGAGCAUACGCGGCGAGCAGCGGCGGGUCGACGACGACACCCGCAUGAAGCGGCAGACCUGGUACACCUUCCGCUCGGUGGUGAUACCGCCCUACUCCAUCCGGAUGUCUGCCAGGGACCACCGGAGGAUUGCCAGGGCGCUGCUGGAGCUGGUGUCGCUGGAGUGCGAGUGCUCGGAGCCGCCCGAGGAGCUGGCCAGCAGGGACCCGCUGGCGCUGGAGCUGAAGGAGAACAAGCUGCAGCUGGACGCCAAGAUUGCGCUGCUGGGCGCCGAGGUGCAGAUCAUGGGAGAGGAGGGUGGCCACGAGUGGCCGGGUAUCAAGGCGCACACGAGCUGCACGAUGUUCGAGGUGGCGCUGGAGACGCUGCAGGGCAGGGCGCCGAAGAUGAACCUGUUCGCCAAGGACCUCGAGCUGGACAUCUGGGCGCACAACCACCGGCUGGGAGCCUGGGAGCCGGUGGUGCCCCAGUGCAGGUGGCAGCUGUCCUACCACAGGCAGCGGGUCCUGCCGAUAGCGGACGAGAACGGCCUCGGCAAUGUGGGAGACAUGAUGGUGAAGACCGACGUCAAGGCCAUGGGCCCGGUCCACGUGGUCAUCACCCCGUCGUUCGUGCACCUGGCCAGGCGCGUGUUCCGCGAGAGCGCCGGCGACGUGGAGUACGGCCACCUGCUGGCGGGCCUCAACAUCUCCGGCGUGGCCUGCAGCGUGGCGGUCGAGGGGGCCGAGGACGACUGCGCGCUGCGGCUCGAGGCGGGCGUGCAGCCCCUGGACGGUCUGCUGAAGGGCAGCGGCCGCCUCGGGCAGGCCGCGCAGCCGCACCUGGUGCUCACGGUCGCCGGCUCGCCCCUCGCGCGGCCGUGCAGGGUGCCCCUGGGCCGGGAGUGCUGCAUCUCGUGGGACACCCAGGCCGUGGGUCCGCUCGUCUGCCGGCUGGUCAUGCCGCAUCCGCCGCGGCACCUGCUGCUCGUCAGCUCGACCGUGUGCGUCUGGAACCGCACUCCCGGGGAGCUGGAGGUGCGCUUCCUGCAGUCCUCUGCCGACGGCGAGAGGCCCGUGCUGCACUCCAGCGCGCCCCGCGCCGUGGACGCCAGGCUCCUCGGCGGCGCCCUGCCCACCAGCGGCAGCGGCGAGGCC